Messenger RNA from Vicugna pacos (alpaca), 3689 nucleotides. NCBI's taxonomy places the organism in Eukaryota, Metazoa, Chordata, Mammalia, Artiodactyla, Camelidae. The record is from RefSeq and is a predicted model, not a curated record.
CCACACAGAUGUGCUUUUUACCUUUUGAAGACUUAAAAUCCCUGGAAUUUUACAAAGUCUUUUGUAAGUAUCAGUUUCAGUUAUGACAAAAUGCUAGUAAAGCACUUGAUCUUAUAAUAACCAUUGUCAGAGAGCCAGAGAACAUUAAAUUGCACGGACCUUUAGAUUUUAUCUCCAGAAGUCACAGACUGCAGGAAACUAGCAGAAUUAGCACAGUCUUAAAACAAAACAGAAACAGACAGCUAGAAUUUGAAACCUUUAGGAAUGACAUGUGAUUUCAGACUUGACCUAGUCCUUUUUGUUCUUCCCCUGCCCUCUGCCAUUGUAAAUUAUCCAUGCUGCCUUGAGUCUUUUGAGCAUGUGAUUCCCUGCCUACCUCUCUGAUGAAGCUAGGGAAACUUCAGGCUUAGAGAGGCCAAAUUGCUAAGGAACACAUACUUAACAAGAGACAGAAUAUUCAGAUCCUGGAACCCCAGUCUCUUGAAGAACCAAUUAAUUUUCUACCAGAGCUCCAGUGACUUGCAUUAAUGGAACAAAUAGAAAGUCUGUGAUCUUGGCACCUUCUGUGAUUAAGGAAGAUGAAGAAAUUAGGGACACCACCGAAUGAAGUUCUAUCUUAAAUAUAACACCUUUCUUCCUUUUUUUAGCUACAAGGCUUUGGCCGACCAAGUGUAUACCAUGCUGCUAUUGUCAUCUUCCUUGAAUUCUUUGCGUGGGGCCUAUUGACAACUCCAAUGUUAAAUGUUCUACAUGACACAUUUCCUCAACACACAUUCCUCAUGAAUGGUCUCAUUCAAGGUGUAAAGUUGGCAGUUUCUCUGUUUAAAAUGGCUCCACGUGUAGUGCCGAAGUGUUGUCAAAUGUUUCUAAGUGCAGGAGAACCUUGAUGUACCCUAUGGAGAAAAUACUCUGUUAGGGCCUGCUCUCGUUUCUGAGUGCCCCGCUCAUAGGCGCUCUGUCUGAUGUGUGGGGGAGGAAGCCCUUUCUCCUCUGCACUGUCUUCUUCACCUGCUUUCCAAUUCCACUGAUGAAAAUCAGCCCCUGGUGGUAUUUUGCGAUGAUUUCCAUGUCUGGAGUCUUCUCAGUCACGUUCUCUGUGAUAUUUGCCUAUGUAGCUGACAUCACCCAGGAGCAUGAGCGAAGUACAGCUUAUGGAUGGGUCUCAGCCACAUUUGCAGCCAGUCUGGUCAGCAGCCCAGCUAUUGGAGCAUUGCUCUCUGCCAGUUAUGGAGACAGCCUCGUUGUGCUGGUGGCCACAGUGGUGGCUCUUCUGGACAUCUGCUUCAUCUUGUUGGCUGUUCCAGAAUCUCUGCCAGAGAAGAUGAGACCUCUUUCCUGGGGAGCUCAGAUUUCGUGGAGACAAGCAGAUCCUUUUGCGUCCUUGAAGAAAGUUGGAAAAGAUUCUACCGUCUUGCUAAUCUGCAUCACCGUUUUCCUUUCAUACCUCCCUGAAGCUGGACAGUAUUCAAGUUUUUUCCUCUAUCUCAGGCAGAUCAUAGGUUUUGGAUCUAUUAAAAUUACAGCAUUCAUAGCUAUGGUAGGAAUUCUGUCUAUUGUGGCUCAGACUGCCUUUCUCACCAUCUUGAUGAGAUCAUUAGGGAAUAAGAACACUGUCCUCCUUGGUUUGGGCUUCCAGAUGCUCCAGUUAGCCUGGUACGGUUUUGGAUCUCAGCCAUGGAUGAUGUGGGCAGCCGGGACCGUGGCUGCCAUGUCCAGCAUCACGUUUCCAGCAGUGAGUGCCCUCGUCUCUCGGAAUGCAGAGUCAGAUCAGCAAGGAGUUGCCCAGGGCAUCAUAACUGGAAUAAGAGGACUGUGUAACGGCCUGGGGCCAGCGCUGUAUGGCUUCAUAUUCUACGUGUUCCACGUGGAGCUGACAGAGUUGGAGCCAGAGCUGAAUUCUAACAAUGCUGCCCUGCAGGGAGCUGUCAUCCCAGGUCCACCGUUUUUGUUUGGGGCAUGUAUAGUCCUUAUGUCUUUUCUGGUUGCCUUAUUCAUCCCUGAAUACAGCAAAGGCAGUGGAAUCCAAAAACAGAGCAGCAGCAUCAGUGGCAGCCUGAACAACGCCCCGGAGCGGGGCAGUGAUGAGGACAUCAAGCCACUGCUGCAGGACAGCAGCAUCUGGGACCUGUCUUCCUUCGAGGAGCCUGGGAAUCAGUGCACUGAGCUAUGAACUGCGGAAAGGGAGGCUCUGCAGACGCCAUCUCAGAGCCAUGGCGGGGCCACACCACAUGGGGACUUCAUGGUGCUGGAGGGGAGAUGCUUGCUAGCGGCAUCGUUCAGGGCCGAGUUUGAGAAGUAACCACCUCCGUCCCUCUGUCUCCCUCCCCAUCCUCCUCCUCUUCCUUUUCUACCAUUCUUUUUCUUUCUGUUUAUAUGUGAGAACAAGAUUCGAAAUACUUCCCUGCAUCAGUAUGCAACUCUCAAAGUUAUAUGGAGUCUCACCUUUGAAACUCAAGCAGAAAAAGUCAUCUCUGAUAAAAAGGAUGGCUUUCCUUUAAUAAGUCCAGAGUAAGCGUGCCCAUGGCCUUUUUAGUAGAAGAUGCAGGAUUGUAGUGCAACUGCCACCUCUGGCAAAAUUUGAGAUUAAAAAUCCCAUGUUUUCUCCCUUCCUGUUCCUCUGACCUGUGCCCUUCUAGCCCGUGGGUGUUUAGUGAGUGGCUGCUUUAAGAGUCACUCAGUAUCAGGGAUCUAUUGCCUUUGUUCAAAGGUCAAGCGAAAAUCUAGUCUACUCUCCUUUCCUUCUCUCUACUUCCUAUUCUUGGCUGGAACAAAACUCAGCAUAUACACCUCUAGACAUUAAUAAUAUUGAUCAGUGAUAACCUUUACCAGAUGAAGGGAAAUUUUUUAUAAAUUCUAAUCAGGAAGAAUUAGCAACUCAGAUUCCUGGACCUGAUGUCUUAGUCAGAUCCAAGGUGAUUUUACCGAAGAAAAAUACACUUGAAGCAUUCUGGUAGCAACAUAGAAAUGGGAGGGUGCUUCUAAGGAAGUUUUUAACAAUGUAAACAUUCCGAAGUGAGGAUGAGAGUUGAUAGCUGGAUACCAGAGGAGUUUACAUCCAAGUUUAGACUCAACGUAAUGCAUUAUUACUUUUUGCUCCAACCUACAUUUCCUGUGUCCUGCUUCUCAAUGUUCUCAUUCAUCACACCCCUGCCUUAACUGCUCUAUGUAGGCAUUUGUUUUCAGUCAGUCUUUAUUUCCAUCUGUUUAUCUGCCUUUUAAAUCUCAUCGAGAAUAUGCCCAGUAAAUUCCUUUCUAAAAUAUGACGGUUUAAGAAGCUCAGUUUCACAAUGUGUCUUGCUAAUUUUUUGAGAUGUUUUCUGGACAAAGAAAACUUUACAGAUUUAUAUGUAUUUUGCUGCACCAGUAAGUGGACCAUUAACUAAGGCCCGUCUUUAACAGAGCACUCCUUUGAAAGUUUUAUAGGUAUGAAAUAUAUGUAGAUAUUCAUAAGCAGUUUUAAUUUUUUUGAUGGGGUGCUGUGUAAAUCUUGUAUUUAUAAAUGUAAUGAAGGUAUUGACAAAAAAUAUAUACAACUUUUAUAAAGGAUUGUGUACUGACUGAAUACAUUUAAAAGAAAAUAUAUUUUGAAACCUGUUCUGCUAUGAACAAAGAUAACAUAUCUUUUUACUAUGCUGUUGGUUUUUAAGUUAAGCUUCCUAAUGCAUAAUAAAAUUUCAGUGGAUACUUUU